This is a messenger RNA of Funneliformis mosseae, 528 nucleotides long. The record is from the annotation of a GenBank genome assembly. Lineage: Eukaryota; Fungi; Glomeromycota; Glomeromycetes; Glomerales; Glomeraceae.
AUGAACUUUAAUAAUUUUAUAACCUUAUCAAUUAUUUCAUUGAUAAUUUUGCCAAUAAAUUCACAAAAUGUUCUAGACCAUGGAUAUAAUAAUUUGCAUAUUAAUACCACAUUUCCGCAAAUUAAUGAUAAUAUCUCAUCUAAUUUAAUUUCCCUUACAAUAAUAUAUUAUGAUAAAGUUGAUUUAUCGCUUGGUAAUAUUACAAUUUUUCACAAUUGGAAUAAACUUCAAAGAAUUUCUGGAACAAACAACGAAUUUGUAACUCUAGACGAGAACGGAAUUACUGUUCAUGUUAGAAUAAUUCCUUUGGUAUUCGAUGAAAUUUACUAUGUCUCAAUUGAUGAUGAUUUUGUAAAGGACAGAAUUAAGAAGACGCCUCUCGGUGGUGCAAAAGAAGGUGUAUGGUAUUUUAAAACAAUUCCUAGUGAUGAAAUCCCUGUAUUGAAAGUAUCUGUCCAUAAAGGAUAUGUUCAAUUGACACCAGAAGGGACUAAUUAUUUUAACAAACUUAACAAAACCGAACAAUAG